Molecule: messenger RNA, 4783 nt
Organism: Piliocolobus tephrosceles (Ugandan red Colobus)
Lineage: Eukaryota; Metazoa; Chordata; Mammalia; Primates; Cercopithecidae
Product: vitamin K epoxide reductase complex subunit 1-like protein 1
Exons: 3
Coding region: 153-836 (227 amino acids)
Biological process (GO): vitamin K metabolic process; peptidyl-glutamic acid carboxylation
Molecular function (GO): vitamin-K-epoxide reductase (warfarin-sensitive) activity
Source: RefSeq, a predicted model, not a curated record
CCGCCGGCCGAUCCGGCCUCCCCGGCGGUUGCGCACUCCACCCCCUCCCUCCACGCCCGCGCGCGCCUUCCCCGCCCGGUCCGCCUCACUCCUUUCGGGGCGGUUGGGCCGCGCUCCUGUGGGGGCGGGGCCCGGAGCAGGAGACCGAGCCAAUGGGGCGCGGCGGCGGCGGCGGUGGUGGCGGCGGCGGCGGAGGCGGUGGCGGCAGCGGCGGCGGCUGGGUCGGGCCCCGACGGGCGGCGGCGGCUGAGGUGGAGGCGGAGGGAGGAGGCGGCGGCGGCGGCGGCGGCGGCGGCGGGGGGAAGAUGGCGGCGCCCGUCCUGCUGAGAGUGUCAGUGCCGCGGUGGGAGCGGGUGGCCCGGUAUGCAGUGUGCGCUGCCGGGAUUCUGCUCUCCAUCUACGCCUACCACGUGGAGCGGGAGAAGGAGCGGGACCCCGAGCACCGGGCCCUCUGCGACCUGGGGCCCUGGGUGAAGUGCUCCGCCGCCCUUGCCUCCAGAUGGGGUCGAGGAUUUGGUCUUUUGGGUUCCAUUUUUGGAAAGGAUGGUGUAUUAAACCAGCCAAACAGUGUCUUUGGACUUAUAUUUUAUAUACUACAGUUAUUACUUGGCAUGACAGCAAGCGCCGUGGCGGCUUUGAUCCUCAUGACGUCCUCCAUCAUGUCGGUCGUGGGGUCCCUGUACCUGGCCUACAUUCUGUACUUUGUGCUGAAGGAGUUCUGCAUCAUCUGCGUCGUCACGUACGUGCUGAACUUCCUUCUUCUCAUUAUCAACUACAAACGACUAGUUUACUUGAACGAGGCCUGGAAGCAGCAGCUGCAGCCCAAGCAGGACUGAUGCCCAACGGACUCUGCCCUGACAGUCUCAAGCCCCUUUUCCAUUCAGUUUAUUUUGCAGCAGGUUUUUAUUAUUAUUAUUAUUAUUCACAACAGACACUUUCCCUAAGAAUCUCAAACUGAUUUUUAAAAACCCUGUAAAUUAGAAGGGGCCCUUGCUAUUUUCUGUGUCAAUCUUCAUUUUAAAUAUGGAUACAAAAAGGAUAUGCCGAGCCAAUCAAAGACAAGCUUUAACUUUACUUUGAAGAUGUUUCUGAAAUGAUAAAAUGUAGCCCUAGCCCCCUGCCCUCAAUUGUAAAGUCAGCAACCAUUGCUAGUAAUUCUUUAAUGUGCAUAAAUUCAAUUUCAGGUAUAACAAAUGUGAUCAUGACAUGAAAAUAUUCUAGAAUAGAUACUGUAUUAAAUAUUGCCAUGUUUACAAUAUGUAAUAUGUUUUUAGCUGAUGGAUUUAAACAUGUAGAUUCAACUAGAAUCCAUUUAUGUGAUAUUUAUAAAUAAAGGUAGAAAUAUUAGAUCCAUUUCUGCAGAACUUACUGUACAGUUUAGUUGGAGUGUAGCAUUGAAGAACUGUCAGCUGAGCGUUGACUGAGGAGAUAGUGAAAAUAGCCUAUACACAGCAUCUUGUGGAAAGUACUGGCAGCUGUGGGUGCAGCAAAUCAUAGGGUGAAAAAAAUAAUAAUAGGGUGGUUGGUUCCCUUUCAUCUCCCUCUUCUGAAAGGAAGAAAUUGAAUUGGAAUGUUCAAGUCCUGUUUGUGUCCAGUCAUAAAACUGGGCCAAUUGUUAACCUUACAGAAUAAGUCAUGUGGCCAGACCUUCAAGUCCAAGGCCUUCAGGACACCAAGGAUGGGAAAAUGGGUAUUUUUUCUUUGCAGAAAAGCUGGAAAUAUAAGCCUGGCAUUAUUAGGUAAAGUUUCUUCUGCUAGUUGAAUUUUCAUGCAGAUAUUUUUCCUUAACGUUGGUGCCAGUCAGCCAAACAGUAUUAUGAUGGAAGAGACCAGUCUAAGCCCCGUCGCUCCAGAGUGGGAGCCAGUGUUCUUGCUAAUUGUUUCUUUCUGCACUAACCACUCGGAUGUCUAAUUUAGUUGUUUUGCAGUCAAAUACUGGAUCUGUAACCUUCAGGGCUGACAUGCUGCGCAGUUUGCUUCAUUGGGAGAAUAGGAACAGGUAGACACAUCUCAAGGCUAAAUCUGGUCGUGUCGCCACUGCUCGCAUAAUGACACACAUGCAGUAAGAAGAAUUUUGGAAGGGAUUCAAGUAAACCCAAAUGAAAUUGUGACAGGACGUUUGUAUGGUUAACAUCUGACAUCAGAAUGUUAAAAGUGCCUUCUGUCUUAAAUCUCAAACCAAAUAUUUUGUGUGUUGACCUUGGGCAGAAGUGUCCUGCCCUCCUGUCUUCACCGUCAGGUAGAAAACCCGCACUCUGCAGAAGGGUCCUGUGUGAUCAUUUUACUCCUCUGGUUGGGAAGCAGCAGUAAUGUUUGUGCUUCCAAUCUGAUUAAUCAUUUUAUGUUAAAAACAGUCAAUGAGACCAGUACCUCUUGAGUGCUUGAUUUGCCUUCUCUUUGCAGGGGGGGGACAGGCUCUGCUCUGUAAAUUCAAAUGUGUAGGAUCAGCAACAAUUCUGUACCUUCCAACUGACUCAGAAUUGAUGCAACGUAGGUCUUCUAGCCUGAGGCAGGUAUCAAGUCCGAAUUGUAAUGAACUUUUCACCAGUUUCAACCAGUUUCUUAAAAGAUAGCUUAACUCAAGAUUUCAUCAAGACUUGUGUUUUCCCAUGAAUGUGAAUCUUUCAAUGGCUGUUGGAGUAUGGAUGUACUGUUCUUGUAUUCUGAAGUAGUUAAAGAAUCUAGAAAGCACUGAUUGGCCAUCUGGUGCCUAUGGAGAAAGAAGUCCUCAGGUUUGAGGGCUGUACAGUGAGGCCGUCUUAUAGCAGCGCGUCCAGCUCUACCAAGGCAGUCCUCUGGUUCUUUCCUCGAAGCUACAGUGGAAAUGGCCUAAUGGUUAAAACUGUGGUACACAUAACACCGGUUGUGCUAAACAAGUUCCUCGUGUCCCAGUAUCCAAUGGUUUUUCAUCCAAUUUUGUAUCAAUCAGCAGAGUAUAGUUAAAGCUUGUCUUGAUGUUGCAUUCUUGCAAAUGCCUUCAACUCUUACCUAAGAAAACAUGGGAAAAUGGUCAGCCAGACCCUUUCAGUUUUUCCUUUGCUUUUCUAAACCUCGGUGAAACCACUGUUUGAGUUGUAUAAAAAUUUUUUGCCACAUUCUUAUGGCCCAGUCGGAUUAAUACCCUUUUAUCUCACUGAGAGAGGAACACGUACUGCCUGUCAUAACAGCAUUGUAAUGCCAGUGUCUCAGUAAGUAACAGAACCCUGGUGGUGUUAAUUGGGUGUUUUUUGCCCUGGAGAAUUCAGAUUCCCUUCUAUACCUUCUAUUCUGCCCAGAAGAGGGGGGAAUCACCAGUGUUAUAAAAUUAGAAGAUUGUUUUGCCUGUUUUAGACUGAAUAUUUGAACACUGCAGCAUUACUAGUCACCAGUGUUAAAGGACAGAUGAGGGGAAACAUUUGUUUUUAGCAGUAAUUCCAUGCUUCAUCUUUUUUAAGUAAUUUGUUCCAAAUGAAGCCAUUUAUUGACUUGAUGCUCACAAGUAUCAUUUGAAGAAAUAAGACGAAUUGGGGUUAGAUGAUAAAUUCUAGGGAAUCUGGGUGAUUUGGAGGAUUUCAUUUGGUUUUGCAUUACAGCUAGUUGCUCUCAGUAAAGGUAAAUUUCUGGUGAAAUAACUGGCUGUGUGCCCAGAAUCACUGUUCCUUUAACUGGCUGUGUGCCCAGAAUCACUGUUCCUUUAUACAUGUGUCCUCUCCUUAAAUUCAUUACUUUCAAAUGAUGUUCAAAGCAUUGACUAUUUUCAUUCAAAGAGACUACAUUCAAAGAGGACCAAGACUACAGUGAAAUUAAAACUAUUUGCUGGCCGGGCAUGGUGGCUCACACCUGUAAUCCCAGCACUUCGGGAGGCCGAGGCAGGUGGAUCACCUGAGGUCAGAAGUUCAAGACCAGUUGACCAACGUAGUGGAACUCUAUCGCUACUAAAAAUACAAAAGUUAGCUGGGCAUGGUGGCAGGCACCUGUAAUGCCAGCUACUCCGGAGGCUGAGACAGAAUUGCUUGAACCCGGUAGGCAGAGAUUGCAGUGAGCCAUGAUUGUGCCAUUGCACUCCAGCCUGGGCAACGAGUGAAACUGUCUCAAAUAAAAAAUAAAUAAAAACUAUUUGUUGACUAUUGUUUUUCAUUUAGUUUUUGAAAAGACUAUUGGCAAAAGUACAGAGUUAUCUUCAGCAGUUACUUCAUAACUUAGAUUGGUACCAAGAGUGACAGGAGAUCUUGUCUUGAAAAUCAAUAUUAGAUGCCAACAAGGAGGCCCACUGUGACUUCUGGUAACCUAUUUGGGGAGACAGACCUAAUGACCUAUUAUGCAAUUUCUGUCCUCAUGUCUUUUCCUCCAACACACAAGCAUUGGUGAAACAUUUCAGACACCUCAGGCAGCAUUUACGGUUUCUAAUUGUGAGAACUACCCUUCCAUCAAACAAAAAAGGCAAGGGUGGGAGCCCCAGCUACUUGGCUAAACAUUUUUUUACUACAAAUUCGCCUAGAAAAGGUGAAAUGUUUUGUUAUAAAACUGUAUUAGGCAUGACCUAAGUAUUAGGUGUAUGAUCUGUCUAGUAUGUUCCAUGAGAAAGAUUUCUUACUAGUGCUUUAAGCUCCAGAGUAAACAUUCAUUUAAAAUGGAGUUCACUGGGCAGGUUUCCCCUUUAAUCUAGAUAGAAAUACUCUUUAUCAGAGAUUUAAGGCGCCGUUUUGCUAACUGGUAAAUAAAACCAAAUGUAAAUAUGUAAGAAUGUUUAUUUGUUGCACAUAACUUUUUUGGUAUAAAAUAAAUGUAGAAGUUACCUGUGGAA